Molecule: messenger RNA, 2481 nt
Organism: Oreochromis aureus
Lineage: Eukaryota; Metazoa; Chordata; Actinopteri; Cichliformes; Cichlidae
Product: zinc finger protein 660-like
Exons: 2
Coding region: 36-1529 (497 amino acids)
Biological process (GO): regulation of transcription by RNA polymerase II
Cellular component (GO): nucleus
Molecular function (GO): RNA polymerase II cis-regulatory region sequence-specific DNA binding; DNA-binding transcription activator activity, RNA polymerase II-specific
Source: RefSeq, a predicted model, not a curated record
UGUCCCGGAGGCUCCCGGCGGGGAGAAGCCGCAAAAUGUGCACCGUGCAGCUGCUGCGGGUGUUGGUCCACGAGCGGAUCAGCGCCGCCGCCGAAGACUUCCUGGUGCGGCUGGAGAAGGGAGAAGAAGCAGCCGAGCUCCCGGCGCUGAGAGCGCUGCUGACUGAGCGGUUGACGGCGGCCGCGGAGGAGAUCGUCGCUCUGCUGGAGAAGACCGUGGCGGAGUACCAGGACAGAAUGGAGCGCUCAGAGCGGGAGAUCUUCCGCCAGAGGAGGCUGCUCGAUGCCGUGCUCAAGCCCGAAGUCCGGCUGCACGCGGCAGUGUUUCCUUCAGAUGUUCAGCAGCUGUUGGGGAGCAAAGAUGAAGUUUCCCGUGAACACCAGAAGAGCUCCAGUCUGGACCCGGGGGAAGACCCAGUGCACCCACAGAUUAAAGAGGAAGAGGAAGAAGCCUGGGCCAGUCAGACAGAAGAACAGCUUCAGGACCUGCAGGUGGCUGAAAUCACCACGUUCACAUUCAGCCCUGUGCACGUGAAGAGUGAAGAUGAUGAGGAGAAGCCUGAGUCCUCACAACUUCAUCACUGCUGGACUGAGGAGAGCAGAGGCUCUGAGGGAGGACCAGAAGCAGACAGGAACUCAGAUCCAGAUCCACUGUUACAGCCUGUUAGUGAAGACAACUCUCUGGACUCGACUGAAACUGAUGACAGUGACUGUGACUGGACACAAACAAAGUCAGGUAGAGAUGUUAAAAAUCCUGACAGUGAUGUUGGCACUGCAGUCAAAGAGAGACCAUUUCCCUGCUCAUAUUGUGGGAAGAGAUUUAGCCUUAAGGGAAAUUUGAACAGACACAUAAGAGACCACACAGGAGAGAGACCAUUUCCCUGCACAGACUGUGAUAAGUCAUUUAAAGACAGUGGCUCCUUAACGGCACACAUGCGAUGUCACACUGGGGAGCAACCAUACAGCUGCUUGUUCUGUGGGAAAAAUUUCAGUGGGAGGGGAAACAUGACCAGACACAUGAGGAUCCACACAGGAGAGAAACCGUUCACCUGCUCAGUGUGCAAUAAAAGUUUUCAUGUUAAAGAACAUCUCAACAGACACAUGAAGUACCACACAGGGGAGAAACCUUUCAGCUGCUCCAUCUGUGGGAAAGGCUGCGCUCAGAAAACAGACCUAAAGAAGCACAUGAGAGUUCACACAGGAGAGAAACCCUUCAGCUGUCCUUUCUGUGGAAAGUGCUGCGCAGAAAAAGGAGACCUAACCAAACACAUGAGAGUCCACACAGGAGAAAAACCAUUCAGCUGUAAUAUCUGUGGGAAAAGCUGUGCCCAAAAGGGGAGCCUGAAGAUCCACAUGAGGGUUCACACAGGAGAAAAACCGUUCAGCUGCUCUGUUUGUGAGAAACGUUUCACUGUUACGGGACAUCUAAAGAGACACAUGAAGCUGCACACAGCAGAGAGUCAUCCGCCUGGGUCUGCAGAGUCACAUUCAGGCAAAGUAGAAAACGAUGAGUCAGCAAACACAUCGUGAUUCACAAUGGCCUUCUCUGACUGAUCAGCUGUUGCUGGAAAUGGAACUGAUAAAACAUACAAUCAUUUACAAUGAAGAGGAUACAAUGAGCGAGAAUGUUUCUUUGUUCUAGAACCAAAUCAAAACAGGCUUAAAAAAGGUGGUGAGUUUUGAUAGGAGCGUAACAGUUUGUAAGAGAUGCAUUCACAGCUCCUGGUCAAAAGACAAAGCUUGAUGUCCUAUUUAUUAAAAAGUGCAGGGGAAAAUAUGUUUCACAGGAAUCUGAAAGGUUUGAAAAAAAAAUACAUCCUCAUAUGCACUUUUUUCCAGAUGCAGUGUUCCCUUUAAUAAACCACCAGGAAGGGCAUUUAUGUGGAUCAGCCUUGUAUUCACUGGCAAACUCUCACAUUCAACUGUAAUUGUUCAAGAAAAAGGUCUGCAUGCACAAGUGUUAUUGCAGUAUUUGUACGUUUGCAACAAUCAGAUUUAUUAUUGUAGGGUCAAAGCGCUUUUGGUUGACUGUUGUUGUGAACUUGCGAUUAUUUAAUUAAAAUUAAACUCAACAAAUCUGCAGCUUUCCAAAUGAAUGUUGCGAUAUUGUUUGAAAUUGAGGCUUUGAUUAAUCUGGUUUAAUUUUUCUUUUUUUAAUAUCGUGAACAUGGGCCUUUAUGAUCAGAACAAGGAUGUAAUAAAUUGUAGGCAUCCAGAUGUGGAGAAGGCAAAGUCAGGUUUUGUAGAAAGGUCACAUCACAAUUACAUCAAGAUUUUAGAAAUGGGAGUGAGAAGUGCCAUAAAUGUUGUUUAUAAAUGAGAACCUAGUUGUUUGGUUUGUGUUGGAUAGGCACAACAUCUGACUCAAAUGAAGGGGCACUGAAGUCCAUCCAUCCAUCCAUCCUCAUCCGCUUUAUCCGAAGUCGGGUCGCGGGGGCAGCAGCCUAAGCAGAGAAGCCCAGACCUCCCUCUCCCCAGCCAC